AUUAUAUUUUGAAAUGAGUUUCAAAUGGUACAAAAACAUGACAAUCUUGAAAUUCCUGAACCCUCUUGCUGGCUUUAAAUUUCGCUGGUUGCUGAACUUUUUGUAUGAUUUGCACUUGAGCAGUUCUUUAAUUGUUCUAGUACUAUAUGAACCUCAGUGGCAGUUUUGUUUGUUGUUUUUUUCUCUUUUUACGAAUAAUACCUUUUGGAAUCUGGAAGAUGCUUGUUUAUCAGCCUAUGAAGAGAAAAAUUCCUCCAACACCCUCCUUGUACCUGUAAGUGGAGCUCUUCAUUAGUAAUCUAGGCUCUGAAUUUGACGUAUAAAGAUUGUGAUUUUGACAUCCUAAAUUUGUUUUCUGUUCCCAAAUUUCACACAACGAUGUGUGCUUUUUUGUACGUAACUAUAUUGCUUUGCAGUUGUAAAACAAAUUUUAAUUGUUGCUGUUCCAAUUUGGAGUCUCUUAUUAUUGCAGAUCUCAUUGACCUAGUUCGCCGCAUUUUGCUCGGAGUGUGGUUGGUUUGGAUUUCUUGCUUUGACCAAAAUAGUCCACGCAAAAGGAGCUUAGGCAGAAGAAAUGCUGUCUGCUAAAUCCCUCCCUCUCUCUUCCCCUUUGAUAAAAGCAUCCAAAUCUCCUGAUGCUAAUCUCACCUCAAAAUACUACAUAGGCAUCAACAAAUGGAGUAGGAAUAAGUAUACCAAUCCUUCUCUUAGUUUUCAGAGCUCCUGCCGCGAGACAUCAUCAGAACCAGUAGUUGUACCUGAAGCACGUUCCAUGUCAGCACAAAACAGAGGCGAUUUCCUUUCGGAGGCGCUGCCUUAUAUACAAAAGUUCCAUGGCAAGACAAUUGUGGUCAAAUAUGGAGGUGCAGCCAUGGCGUCUGAGGCCCUUCAAGCAUCUGUAAUAUCUGACUUGGUUCUUCUCCAAUUUGUUGGUAUUCGCAUUGUCAUGGUCCAUGGUGAGGGUCCUGAAAUCAACCAGUGGCUUGGUAGGAUGGGCAUGGAGCCCAAGUUUGUGAAUGGACGUCGUGUCACUGAUGGAACAACCAUGGAAAUUGUUUCGAUGGUAUUGGCGGGUAAAGUUAACAAACAUCUUGUUACCUUAAUCAACAAGGCAGGGGCUUUUGCUGUUGGCUUAUCUGGUAUGGAUGGCCGUCUUUUGACUGCCAGGCCUUCCCGAAAUUCUGCUCAGCUUGGCUUCGUUGGUGAUAUAGCCACUGUGAACCCCACAGGGCUUCGAGCACUCAUUGCCAAUGGUGAUAUCCCAGUCAUUGCCUCUAUAGCUGCUGACAAGACAGGCCAGUCAUACAACAUCAAUGCAGACAUAGUUGCGGGUGAGGUUGCUGCUGCCUUGGCAGCUGAUAAGUUAAUUCUUUUGACUGAUGUGCCUGGAAUUCUAGAGGAGCGAGAUGAUCCAGGAAGUUUGGUGAAGGAAGUAGAUAUCAAAGGGGCGAGGAGGAUGAUGCAUGAUGGGAAGAUUGCAGGUGGGAUGUUUCAAAAGGUGGAUUGCUGCGUGAGGUCCGUAGCUCAAGGUGUCAGGGCUGCAAGUAUAAUUGAUGGACGAGUACGGCACUCAUUACUCCUCGAGAUUUUCACUGAUGAUGGAGUAGGAACAAUGAUCACUGGAUAAAUUGGGUAGCUUGCACACUGUUUAAAGCUACGUGCCGUUUGGAUUAGCUGUUUUUAGAGUAUUUUUAAAAAAUUUUGCUAUAAAAGAUUUUUUAAAUUAUA
This is a messenger RNA of Coffea arabica (coffee), 1728 nucleotides long. RefSeq lists its product as uncharacterized. Lineage: Eukaryota; Viridiplantae; Streptophyta; Magnoliopsida; Gentianales; Rubiaceae. Gene Ontology annotation, biological process: L-arginine biosynthetic process. Gene Ontology annotation, molecular function: acetylglutamate kinase activity. Gene Ontology annotation, cellular component: cytoplasm; chloroplast thylakoid. The record is from RefSeq and is a predicted model, not a curated record.